CUAGGCGUCUUCUCCGGCGUUUCAUCUCCCUCAGCUCCUCAGAGAACCAUGGAGCCAAGUGAGAUCUACGCCGGGUCAGAGGCCGCAAAGGCACGACACGGUCCAAAGCCCCAGCCGCGGCCCGUUCCCAGGCCGCAACUAGUUCUUCAGUUCUAUAUAACCUUCACCUUCUGUAAUAAGACCCAAUAUGGUGGUAUCAUCCACAAACUUGAUGAUCCCAUUAGAUGGGUCAGAAGAUACACAAUCAUAUGUGUACAAUGAGUACAGGUAGGGACUGAGCACACAGCCCUAAGGAGAGCCAGUGUUGCGCUUCAGGGAAGAAAAUAUAAAAGGCCCAGCUCUCACUGUUUGUGGCCAAUUCAUCAGAAAGUCGUUAAUCCAGUCACAGGCGAGAGAAGGAAAAUUCAAGUCAGUCAAUUUUUCAGUGAGGAUGCUUGGCAGAAUAGUGUUAAAGGCUGAGCUGUAAUCUAUGAAGACAUUCUGACGUAGUUCCCAUGUUUCUCUAGAUGACUUGCUACAGAAUGUAGGGCAGUAGCUAUGGCAUCGCUUGGUGACUUAUUCCCUCUUUAGGCAAACUGAUAUUGGCUAAAAUUUGAUGGGAAACAUGAUCUAAGGUGUUGGCGAACCAGUCUCUCGAAGCACUUCACCACUACAUUACACCUAGUGUAAUAGGUCUGUAGUCGUUCAGGCUGUUAAUUGCUGUUUUCUUCGGGACUGGGAUAAUAGUGGCUGCUUUCAAGCAUGAUGGAACACUGGCCGUUUGCAAGGAGAUGUUGGAAAUCCUUGUUAGACCAACCUCUGCUAGUUGGUUAGCACAAGUUUUUACCACUAUCCCCAGCACCCCAUCUGGAUCUGCAGCUUUAUUAGAGUUCAUGGCCUUCAAUACAGCUCUCACUUGGUGUUCCUACAAGGUGAAUGGCUGGGAGUUAGAGGGCUGGUGGGCUGCAGCUACAGGGUCAGGUCUUUUCACCUCAUAGCGAGCAAAGAAGGUGUUCAACUCCUCUACCAAUGAGGCAUCAGAGUUAACUGUUUUCGUCAUAUUGCCCUUAUAAUUAGUUAAGUGCUGCAGUAUCUACCACACUUACUUUGGGUUGUUGUCUGCUAGAUGGUUCUCUACUUUUUGUUUAUAUUUUUGUUUUACCAUCUUAAUACCUCUUCCAGCCUUUGCCCUGGCUUCAUUGUAUUUUUCUCUGUCCCUGCCUUAAAGGCGGAAUUCCGGGCUCUCAGAAGUAUCCGUACCUCUGCAAACGUCCAAGGUUUACAAUUCCCAUAGACUUUGAUGCACUUGUCUAUUGUUGCAUUAUUUGUGCACACUUUGAUAUAUGAGAGUACAGUAUCGGUGUAUUCAUGCAGUUCUAGAUGUUCGACUAUGCUCAGUAGUUUCAAAGCAAUCUGUUGUGGCUCCAGCCCCCGAACCUGCUCCCAUGCCCGAAAGUGAAUCCGAGAGUGAGGGGGAAGGGCCGGUAAGGCUUACCUCAGAAGCACCGAUUCCUUUGGCCCGGCUCCAGGAGCCAGAACCAGGCCAGUCGGAGGAUAUAAUAAGGCUGACAUUCCCUGAUUCCUCCCUUCCUCAGGCUACGCCUUCAGACGCAGCUGAUAAUCAUACUAAUCAAGCCUGGAUCGACCCGCGCUUCAGAAGAUUAGAGAGGCGGCAUCAUCAAAGGGAAGGGUGGGGCUACAGGAUAUAUAAGGAACUUUGGGACUGCUCUCAGUUCCACAGGAAGCAAAUUAGCUGAACCGUGUUGAAGUGAGCUGAAGUCUUAAUCUGUUUGAACUUUUUGGCAGGCAGCUGUGUUUUCUCGGCCAGGACUGAUAGGAGCCGUGAACCCACUGGCUGUAGACCAGCUCGUUACUCCAAUGUGAGGACGGAAACAGAACACAAUCCUGCAACUGACUGAGAGCACCCUCUAGCCAGAUUUUAACAGUUUUCAUAAGUGGCUGAGAUCUUUUCCUGAGAGGGACAUACUUUGGGUAUAACAAAAGAAGGAGCUAAUCAGAUGUUCCCAGCUUAAUGAAUGAGGUAGUUCACACAUCUCCUACCAUAGGCAGUAAUGUUGAAGAAAUUGUAGUGAAAAACACACAUUUCCUUAUGUGGGAUAUUGGUGGACAAGAGUCAUUAAGAUCAUCCUGGAAUACAUAUUAUUCAAAUACAGAGUUUAUAAUCCUUGUAGUUGACAGUAUUGAUCGCGAGAGGUUGUCCGUCACAAAAGAAGAACUGUACCGAAUGUUGGCCCAUGAGGAUUUACAAAAAGCUGCCGUUCUCAUUUUUGCAAAUAAGCAAGAUAUGAAGGGUUGUAUGACAGCAGCUGAAAUUUCCAAGUAUCUAACCCUUAGUUCCAUAAAGGAUCACCCAUGGCAUAUUCAGUCCUGCUGUGCAUUAACAGGGGAAGGAUUGUGCCAAGGGCUGGAAUGGAUGACUUCCCGAAUUGGAAUAAGAUAAUUCCUCUGGAUUGGAAAUUUGAAUUAUCCCAUGGACUACCCUUUUGUGAUACACUUGUCUGCUUAGUGUAGCAACAAGUUUGAUUUAAAAAGGAAAAAACCUUUUGAAACCUCCACAACAAGCAACAGCUUGAAUCAAGUGCAGCUAAUCAAAACUCAGAGUAUUUUUUAAACUUUUUAAAAAUGCACUAGUCUUGGCUGGAUAAAAAAGUUUUCCUACAACAUAAGCUAAAUAAUUCUGCCUUGUAUAACCAAAUUCACAGUUGAAAAGGUUCCUUCUUGCAGCUUAAUAUCCUGUAGCAUUGGUCAGUUUGCUUCUCUUUUUGUUUCAUGCUACAUCAUUAAGCUUUAAAACUACCAGGAUUAUGGAUUUUAAAGUCAGUGGAUUUCCAGGAGAUGGGAAUUCCAAUGUCAGUACGCAUAAUUGGAAUUCUCCAACAUUGAAAGGAUUAUUUGCUAUCAAUGGUGUUGCCUUUUACCAUUAUAUUUCUGCCUGAGAAAGUAUGCACUUUCUUCUUAAAGUGUAUGCUAUAAAUAUUUUAUAUAUUGAGGAUUUUGAUAAAGUGAUUAUAGGGAGAAAAAAAACUUCAUGUUAUGCAGGAGGGCUAAUUGUACUGCACUGUGUUUUAGCAAUGCAUACUUAAUAGAGAAAACUAUUCCAGUAUAAGUAGAGAUGUAUUUAUCAAAUGAUAGUAUAUGUUAUUCCAAAUUUUUGGGGAUUCUGUACUAUUAGCCAAUGGGACUCUUUAAUUGGAUCCAAAUUAUUGCUCAACAGAAUUAAAUUCUUUGAAUGGUGUGAAUAAUGUAUAAAUAAUAAGUUUGAAAAAAUGUCUAAUUAUUCAUUGAAGAAAAUUAGAAGGUAUGCUUGAAAUUAAUUCUGUUCUGUGCAAAUUGGCCCAUGACUUUUUCUCAUAGAAAGGUGGAUUAAUGUGAUUUUCUUCAGAAUUAGAACUCAUACUACAUAUCAGUGUCUUAUUUUGUAUGGAGUAUGUGAAUGGCUUGCGUUUUCAUGGACAGUUAUUGUAAAUGUCCCACUAACAGUAUUAUGUAAUAUUUUUAGAACUCAGAGUUGUCUGUUUCUUAUGAAGAGGAUUUCUUGACAUGCCGUAAUGCUAGUGUUGUCAUGUGUAAUCUAAACUGGUUGUGGAGGUCCUUCCUUGAUCUCCUUGCCAUAGUCACAGAGGCAGUUUAUGGCUUAAAAGGUUGACUUGUGAUACAUCUAGAAAUGGGUAGGUUGGGGAAGGCCAGUAUAAGCCCCAAUAACACUGCUAGGAAGUGGUGCAAAUUAUGUAAUUUCUGCCAUUUGCAUCAUGAUACUUGUGAUUAUGCUUGCCAACAUUUGCAGACAUUCAUUUUGAUUUAUCUAAAAACUACAAAAGUAAACUUUUCUGUUCAGUAUAUUCUGUACAUGAAAGCCUGAAUAGAGAACUCAUUUUGAUUUAAUGCACAAGAAAUAUGUGCUAUAGUUUAAAGAGGACUGUAGCUUCAUGAGGAAACAAUGAUUUAGAAGGCACAGUAUUUCUUGAAGCUCAUUUGGUAUCAGAAGAAAAUAAGAAGCAACUGUUUGAGACAUAGAAGUCAACUCUUUCUAUGAUUUCGUAAAUACGAUUUCAUAGAUAUAUCCAGAUGGCAACCGUACUGAAAUGGAAUGCAUUUAGUUUUUUGAAAUCAGAUAAGUGAACAGUUAAAUUCUACUAUUUCUUGAGGGGAGGGAGCUUUUCCAUUCGAUUACAUUUUGUAAGAGCAUUUUUUUAAAAAGGUAUUGAAAUUGGUCAUUUAGCUUUAAAAGUCACCUUUGGAAAAAGCUCCUUACUCAUUUUCAAGUAGUAACUGAAAUUAUAUUUAUCUGACACUGUGAUAAUUAGGAACCAAACAAGCAAGCAAGCAAGAAAACUAGGGUUAUUUAUUAUUAUUAUUUAUUAUAAUUUAUUAUAGAUUUGUCCCAGUAGCAUGUAUGUGGUAAACUCAGUAUACACAUACAUGCGCAUACACUAACAUGCACAUGACCACGUUUAUGACCAAGUUGUCUUUUGUAACAAUAAGAAUUGUUGUUUAUCCAUAAUUUUCCUUAUUCCUAGUAUUUGUCCCACUACACAUAUCUCUGGAGUUGAUAUCUUCAAAUCUAAUUUCAGAGGAACUUUUAAUUGAAAUUUAGUUAUAUCUCUUCACUCUUAAUUCUGUCUAUUCCUUUGGUGCUGUCAACUAUAAAUUGGUCUGCUGUACCUUUUUAUAGUCCAAGUUCCAAAACUUGAAGGUUCAGAUAGAGCUUGAAUAGGAACAAUAAUAAUCUGUACAGUACCAGCUGAUGGAUGAUUUCUUCUUUGGGGCCAAUAUUAGUUUUGGAUCUUUGGGAAGAUGUGUUUCUCGUCAUCUAUUAAUUGAUCGUUUACAAACUAGAGGAGUCCUAGAGUUAUAUCUGGGAUAUUUUGGGAGCCUCUGUUCCACUAACUCACUGUGAUUCUCUCAUGUCCAAGAUACUAGAGAGUUUUAACUAUUUCCGAUUCAAGGUUUUGGUAAUUCUUUGCCUUGUGUCCUGUGUCAAGAUAUAUGAUCAUUUGAAAGAAAAGGUUUAAGUGAGAUAGUAUAUCAUGACAGAUCAUUUUCAUUCUUUCUUUGCCUCCAUUUAGAUCCCCACAGUAACUGCAAAGAUAACUUUUUUUUCAUAGAGGGAAACUGUAUGCUUUUAAACCUUGGCUCUUUUAUGGUGUGGCGUUUUGAAAAGCUGGCCCAUUUUGGCAUUAUCAUUUCAUGUGGUCAUAAAGUUUUAUCACUUUUAUAUUAAAUGAUGAGCAUGACAUUGCACUGUAAUUAUGUUGAGGUGAAUUAAACUGCGUGGUUAUGUAAAACCCUUUGUGCUGCUGUAAAAACUGCUAGCAACGCAAUAUUGAUUGUGGUGGGACAAGAACGAAAGAGAGGCUGAUUGGACAAUAAGACACCACUCCUUACUGUGUUUGCACCCACCUUUUGCAUGUAAGUACGGUUGGUUCUCUAAAUCAUGACCAUGGAUUUUAUUUCUUGAAUUUGGAUAUAUUACAUUUUGUAUUUCUGUAAUGAGCAAUUGGUUCAGUUUCAAAACUCACUGAACUUGUAUUGAAAUAAACAAUGAA
Molecule: messenger RNA, 5546 nt
Organism: Ahaetulla prasina
Lineage: Eukaryota; Metazoa; Chordata; Lepidosauria; Squamata; Colubridae
Gene: ARL5B
Product: ADP ribosylation factor like GTPase 5B
Exons: 5
Coding region: 2012-2440 (142 amino acids)
Biological process (GO): protein localization to Golgi membrane; vesicle-mediated transport; intracellular protein transport
Cellular component (GO): trans-Golgi network; cytoplasm
Molecular function (GO): GTPase activity; GTP binding
Source: RefSeq, a predicted model, not a curated record